AUGGGUCUCUCCGGUCACUGUCUCUGCAAGGCUGUCACCUACAAGGUUGACGCCGACCCUCUCAUUGUCGGCUAUGACCACUGCGACGACUGCCAACGCCAGAGUGGCUCGACCUACUCCCUUGUCGUCGUCGUUCCCAAGGACAAGCUGACCAUCUCCGGACCGACAAAGAGCUGGGCGGGCAAGGGCUCCUCAGGACAGGCCGUCCACCGCAUCUUCUGCUCCGAGUGCGGUUCCCCGAUUGCCCACGACCCUGAUGCCGCGCCUCCGAUCAUCGCCCUCAAGGGUGGUACUCUGAACGCCGAGGACAAGAAGAACCUGAAGCCCGACACCGAGAUCUGGACUGUCGGCAAGCUUCCCUUCUGCCAGGAGCACCUUGCCAAGCCCUUCGAGCACAUGCCAGAGUAA
Messenger RNA from Neoarthrinium moseri, 408 nucleotides. RefSeq lists its product as uncharacterized. The record is from RefSeq and is a predicted model, not a curated record. Gene Ontology annotation, molecular function: carbon-sulfur lyase activity. The transcript has 3 exons. Bases 1 to 408 code for a protein of 135 amino acids. Lineage: Eukaryota; Fungi; Ascomycota; Sordariomycetes; Amphisphaeriales; Apiosporaceae.